CGAAAGGACGUACGCGGAUCACGUCUCGUAGUUUUUUGCAGCAGGUGGUGUACGUGUGUCUUGUGUAACGGGUGUGUGAGUAGUGUGCCCCAAAAAGUGCAUCCUCCCCUGGCUCGCAUAACGUGUCAUCAAACGGCAGAUACUAGUGUUUCACCUGUGUGUGCGUGGUCGUGCUUGUUGCCACGAAACAAUGCAUUUUGGCCGCGUGUCGCAAUCACCCCGGGCACGACCGUGUCGCUUCCAUAUGGCAGCAUCUUCCACCUCCACGGAAAACAACAGUAACAGCAGCAGAGCUAGUCACAGCAGCAGAAAAAGCACACAACAACUAACAAUGAGUGGCUGGUUGUUGGUGGUACUGGUGGGGUGUCUAACGGGUGGAGUUCCUCCGGCCAGCGGACUGCCACCGGUCGGGGAAGGUGGUGAAAAUUAUCCGGUUGGACGAUUCCCAUUCCUAAUGCCAAAAGUCGUCCCAUACAAGCCCGAGCUCUACCUCUGCACACCGGUGAAGGUGGACUACACGAAGAGCUACUACAUCGUUGGGUUCGAACCGAACGCCACGAUGGCCACCGCGCACCAUAUGCUUCUGUACGGCUGCGGAGAGCCCGGCUCAGAAUCGGCCGUAUGGAACUGCGGAGAGAUGGCAGGUGGGAGCGAGGAAAGCGGCAGCCCAUGUGGAAGUGGUGCUCCAUCGCAGAUUAUCUACGCCUGGGCACGGGACGCCCCGAAGCUGGAGCUACCGGAAGGGGUCGGCUUUAAGGUUGGCAAGGAUUCACCGAUCAAGUACAUCGUGCUUCAGGUUCACUACGCGCAUAUCGACAAAUUUAAAGAUGGAACGACGUAUGACGAUUCGGGCAUAUUCAUACACUACACGACGAAGGUGCUGUCGAAACAGGCCGGUGUGCUGCUGCUCGGAACUGCCGGUUACAUUCCCCCGCAAACCACCGAGCACAUGGAGACGCUGUGCGACAUCCAGGAGGACAAGGUAAUCCAUCCGUUCGCCUACCGGACGCACACGCACAGCCUCGGUCGGGUCGUGUCGGGCUAUCGGAUCCGCAAGGAUGAAGCGGGCGACGACCACUGGACGCUGCUCGGCAAACGCGACCCACUGACGCCGCAAAUGUUCUACCCGGUCGAGAGCCGCGAUCCAAUUCGACGGAACGACCGACUCGCGGCUCGCUGCACCAUGCAAAGCAACCGCACACGGAUCACCAAGAUCGGGGCCACCAACGAGGACGAAAUGUGCAAUUUCUAUCUGAUGUACUACGUGGAGAACGACGAACCGCUGCAGAUGAAGUACUGCUUCAGCAACGGGCCACCACUGUUCCACUGGACCAACCGCGAGACGGAACUGAACCACAUUCCCGACUACGACGCCAGUCAUCUGUAGAGCGUUUCGUCGUCUGUAGAGUGACUUGUCGGAAAGCGUGCAACACCUUGCGCUCCGACUCACAAACGCACACGGACAUCCUUUCGUUUGAUUCUCGUGCAGCAGACUCUUUCAUCGUUUGCCUGCAAUGGGACGACCGAUGAAGCUAAUGAUGAAGGACGCAGAACGACUGUAAGAGCUGACAGGAAUGGGACGAUUUUGGAGCAUGAAUUUCCAUAUCACAAAUUUUAACGGACGCGCGGAAGGAAGGAACGUUUGCGGGCAACAACAUAUGCGUACUAUCCCCAUUAUCCACACUUAGCCGACCUACGGACAUCGAGACUUGGUUGAUUAGGACAUAGUUUGCUUUUCGAUCAGUUUUAAUCGUCAGGAUGAUGCUCUGGAGGGUGGUCAAGUAAAUAGUUUUCCCAGGUAGUGAAACGGAAUGAUUUCAUACUAGUCAGGUUCGAGUUAUUAAUUGUGCGCCUCUGCUGCUAGAUGGUUUUAUUUCUUGUUGGUUCCGUUUCCUGUUGUCGUUCACGUGCAUUUAUGUUCUUUGUUUUAUAGAAAAACCUACAAGAAAACUUAUGCUAAUGGGGGGUGAAGGGAAGAUGGGAGUUGAAAGACAGAAAGAUAAUCAAUAAGAAGCGUCGUGACUUCCAAGGAAACUGAUGGUACAAGUGUGCGUGUGUAUGUGUGUGAGUGUGUAUGUGUGUGUGUAUGUGUGGUGUUGAGAUGAGCGAGGAUACUUAAAAAGUAUAUGUUGAACCGAUGGCACCGUUGUCUAACUAGCGAAAUGGGAUUUGUUAGCUUAUGUCGUAAAAGGUUUCCGUUUAUUGCCUUUUUAACAGAACUAUUCUUAUCCGUAUGAAUGUUGUUGUCAAAAUGUGAUUGAAAGUAUAUAAUGAAACGAAAGGCUUAAGAAAGAUGUGAAAUGAGAGUCUCAUAGCGAGAGGAAACACUGCAUAGCAGAGAGCAGGUCUUCUAGCCCCAGGACGUAUAGAUCUUAUAACAUAGUCAAAAAUGUGUGUGUUUUUUUAGCCGAAGAUGAAAAGGUUUUGUUUUAUGACAAAUGCUUUUAAAUAUAAUAACUGAUUUCCUAUGUUAGCAGAACUUGAAUACCUCCCUCGAAUGCACUGUAAAGAGCAGCACAAGCAGUACACUUGACAGUGUUAAUCGUUGCAUUUAAUGAAAUGUUUUAUUGCUUUCUCUAUAGCGUCAACCAGUGUUGAAACAUAUACUUAACCCGUAAAUGGUAUUUACCAGGACAUGAAGGGCAUCUCUAUGUUUGGCUUAUGUUUUCGUACGAAUCUAUCAGUGGCAGCACAAUUACCGGAAUCUUUUCACUUGUAGAUAACACAAAAUUAAACUAAGCAGUGGGGCAGCACGUGGUAGGCACGUGGUAAUGCAAACAACAUAUAAUAUCUGGAAAAAGUAUUCUCAAGUAAUGGUAGAAAACAGAAUUUAUAUAUGGAACCUUGAAACCAUCACUCUUAAGAUUAAACAAAAAAGUAAAGACAGUAUAUAUUGACGAAACAAACACACACACAUGCAACUUAAAGACUUUCUUAGAGGAGGAUGAUCGCACGAUCGUUAGAUAAAAAAGGAAAUGGGAAGUGGUUGGCUCUAAGCGCGAUCGAAAACUAUGGAUAGCACAUUCCUUUGGUGUUUAAUUUAAACAUUUAAAACAAAACAUGAGAUAUAAAUCGUCGUACAACUGUAGACCAUAUGCGGCACGUGGCAAAUGUGCGUGAACACGUGGAAUAGAACAUGAUAGUGAGAUAUGCAUAGCUACAUGCCCAUAGCACACACAAAAAAAAACAUAUUAUAUAUACACACAUUCACGUACCGAAGCAUACAAAAUCGCAAAAA
Anopheles coustani is the source of this 3238-nucleotide messenger RNA. It is a transcript of the gene Phm, whose product is annotated as peptidylglycine alpha-hydroxylating monooxygenase. The transcript is spliced from 7 exons. Gene Ontology annotation, cellular component: membrane; extracellular region. Gene Ontology annotation, biological process: peptide metabolic process. Gene Ontology annotation, molecular function: copper ion binding; oxidoreductase activity, acting on paired donors, with incorporation or reduction of molecular oxygen, reduced ascorbate as one donor, and incorporation of one atom of oxygen. Lineage: Eukaryota; Metazoa; Arthropoda; Insecta; Diptera; Culicidae. The record is from RefSeq and is a predicted model, not a curated record. Bases 191 to 1387 code for a protein of 398 amino acids.